This is a messenger RNA of Camponotus floridanus (Florida carpenter ant), 1592 nucleotides long. RefSeq names its product UDP-glucuronosyltransferase 2C1. The record is from RefSeq and is a predicted model, not a curated record. Gene Ontology annotation, molecular function: UDP-glycosyltransferase activity; metallocarboxypeptidase activity; zinc ion binding. NCBI's taxonomy places the organism in Eukaryota, Metazoa, Arthropoda, Insecta, Hymenoptera, Formicidae. Gene Ontology annotation, biological process: proteolysis. The transcript is spliced from 5 exons. The coding region runs from base 1 to 1566 and encodes 521 amino acids.
AUGCGGAUGCUAAAAAUAAUGUUUCUUUGGUCGUUCUGCCUAUCGGUUUGUCAUGGAUAUCGUUUGCUCGGACUCUUCCCCUUUCAUGGUAAAAGUCACUUCGUCAUGUUUGAGCAAUUAAUGAAGGGCUUGGCCAGGAAGGGACAUCAGAUCGACGUAAUUAGUACUUUUCCAUUGAAAAAACCUUAUCCGAAUUACACCGAUAUUGUAAAACUUACACCGCCUCACGUAUUUGUUAACAAUGUAUCGUAUGAAUUUAUGCAAGUUUUGUUGAGUGCGAAUCCGGUGUAUUCUAUAGCAACAAUGGCAGGCAAUGAUAUUUGCAAACAUUUAGAAAAUCCGGCGAUACAAGAGUUGGCUCGUAAUCCACCGAAAGAUCCACCUUAUGACGCGGUACUUAUGGAAGUUUUUGGUGCUCAAUGUUUCGCAAUCUUUCCGUAUUUAUGGGAUGUUCCAUUGAUCGCGGUCAGUACAACGGCACUGUACCCAUGGCUACCUCCACUGAUUGCUCAACCAGAAAACCUGGCUUUCGUGCCGAACAAUUGCUUGAGCUUUAUUGGUGGUAUGAAUUUCUGGCAACGUUUAUACAAUACGCUGCAUACAUUCUGUAGUAAGUUGUACUUCAAUUAUCUCACAAGAGAGCAAAGUGAGAUAAUAAGAAAACACUUUGGACCUAACUUGCCUGGCAUACGCGAACUAGAAACCAAGAUAGCAUUGAUGCUCAUUAAUUCUCACUUCGCUUUAAAUGGGAUUCAGCCAAAGACACCUGCUGCUGUGGACGUGGGAGGACUGCACAUUCAGGACGAAGAUUCUACAUUGCAACCUGAAUUAGAAGAGUGGAUAAACGAUAGCAAAGACGGUUUCAUCUAUUUCACUUUUGGUUCAAUGGUAAUGAUCGAGACGUUUCCACGUGAAUUCUUGAAUAUACUCUACGCUUCUUUAAGCAAAAUAGCACCUAUUCGUGUUUUAAUGAAGAUACCGAAUCCGGAAAAAUUGCCACCUGGUGUACCCAAAAAUAUUUAUAUGUCUCCUUGGAUGCCGCAAAUUAAAAUAUUGAAACAUCCUAAAAUAAGAGCCUUCAUCACUCAUGGCGGACUCUUGGGUACGCUGGAAGCGAUAGCAUAUGGUGUCCCAAUGAUCGGUAUACCACUUUUUGCCGAUCAAUUUAUGAAUAUCGACGCAUAUGUUGCCAGAAAUAUUGCUGUGAAACUGGACCUUCAUAAAAUGACGGAAAAAGACAUGGAUAGAGCCUUAAAUGCAAUUUUAUGGGAUCCUAUAUACAAAGAAACUGUUCGAAACUUUUCUCAAAUAUUCCUCGAUCGGCCAUUAAAUGCACUUGAUACUGCUAUUUAUUGGAUCGAAUAUGUUAUUAAAUAUGGCAGCAAUGUCUUACGAUCGCCUGCAAUGGAUUUGACCUGGUGGGAAUUAUCUCUCCUUGACGUGUUUGCUUUCCUUUUAUUUUGCGCAGCGAUUAUUAUUAUGACUGUAGUGUUUAUCGUGAAUUUUUUGUUAAAAAUAUUAAAUGGAAAUGAUCAUAAUUCGUUACAUUCAAAGAAAAAUAAUUAAUAACAUUAAUUUUAGAUAGAUAAUUU